GUCAUCUGUGGUUUCGUCGCCGUCGUAGUCGGAGAGAGGUGGUGGGAAAAUAGUGCAGUGUGCCAGUUUUGUUCGCGAGGCGUCCCUUUCUCUGACCUACACACGGUGGUCGCUCGUAGAUUGUUGUAGAAUUCAGUUGCACCAUUUCUACGCAACACUAGAGGAAGCUCGGAAAAACGCCAGCAACACAAGGGCCGCAGUAAAAAAAACAAUGUCAUUUUUUGGCUCACGCGACCAUGAAGGCUACGUGGGCAGAGAAGAGCAUAUGCGAAAGCUGGAAUCGGCCAACUCCGAGGAUGAUGGGGAUCUGGUCGAGCUUGCCCUCGGUGGUCUUCACAUCGCCGAGGGCGUUCGACCCACAGCUGGAGGUCCAUUUUCCGCACUCACGCCUUCAAUGUGGCCGCAAGAUAUCCUGGCCAAGCUUGGCCAACCGGAUCCGGAUGAGCCACCGAACCACCAGCCUGACUAUCGCUUCGACGAGUUCGGGUUCCGGGUGGAGGAAGAGGAUGGACCCGAGCAGAGCUCGAACAAACUGCUUAGCAUCCCGUUCAUCGAAGAUCCGGCGCAGCGUCUGCAGUGGAUUGCGCACCUAGAGUUCUCCCACAACAAGGAAGCGACCGAGCUGACCUGGGAAAGUGUCGACGUGGUACUACCCCGCACGGAGAAGCUCCGUUCGAUGGUGCGUGCUGGCAUACCGCACUCACUGCGUCCCCAGAUGUGGAUGCGACUGUCCGGGGCCUUGCAAAAGAAGCUAAAGUCCGAAGCGAGCUACCAGGAGAUUGUUAAAGCGUCCUCGAACGACCAGCUCAUGACGUCGAAGCAGAUCGAGAAGGAUCUGCUACGGAUCAUGCCAACCAAUGCUUGCUUCAGUUCGCUCAAUGGCACCGGUGUGCCACGGUUGAGACGGAUCUUGCGAGGAAUUGCCUGGCUCUAUCCGGACAUUGGUUACUGCCAAGGUACGGGUGUAAUAGCGGCCUCACUGCUACUGCUGCUCGAAGAAGAGGACGCGUUCUGGAUGAUGGCCACGAUCGUGGAAGAUCUGCUGCCCGCCUCGUACUACUCGUCCACGCUGCUCGGAAUCCAGGCGGACCAGCGCGUCAUGCAAACGCUUAUCGGCAACUACCUCACGGCGGUAGAUGAAACGCUCAAAAGCCACGACAUCGAGCUGUCGCUGAUAACACUCCACUGGUUCCUGACGCUCUUCGCCAGCGUCGUCCACAUGAAGAUCCUGCUGCGCAUCUGGGACUGGUUUUUCUACGAUGGCUCGAUCGUCCUGUUCCAGCUGACCCUGGGCCUGCUGAAGAUAAAGGAACCGACGGUAAAAAACCUAGAGAACUCGGCGCAAAUCUUCAACUCACUCUCGGACCUUCCGGGCGACAUUGACGACGUGGAGCAUCUGUUCGCGGUAUCGCUCGAGGUCGGCGGAUCCCUGUCGCCCAUGGUCAUCGAGACGCACCGUCGGCGGCACCUCGCGUACCUGAUGGCGGACCAGGGCGGGCUUGUUGGGAACCCGGAGGCCACCUCCAACCUUCCCAAGCAGCAGCUCGCGCGAAGGCAGAUGAAAAAAUCCAAAUCAAUGCUCCAGACGAUCCUGUUCGGUGCGGGCGCCGGUGGGGCCGAGGGUGAGGACGAGCUGAAGUGCAAAAAUAUCCGCACGACCGAGUUGCUGGUGGAUUUGCGCGAGGCCAUCCUGAAAGUCGCCCGACACUUCCUCGCGAUCGAACCGAAGCUGGCGGCCCACAUCAAACUGAUUGCCGACUAUGGCAUGGACAGUCACGCGAAGGACCACGAGAACUACAUCAACGUGUCGAGGACGCGCAGUCGGCGCGCUAAGGCACUGCACGACUUCGAGCGGCACGACGACGACGAGCUGGGCUUCCGGAAGAACGAUAUCAUUACGAUCGUGAGCCAGAAGGACGAACACUGCUGGGUGGGCGAGCUGAACGGACUGCGCGGCUGGUUUCCGGCCAAGUUUGUCGAGCUGCUGGACGAGCGCAGCAAGCAGUACAGUUGCGCCGGCGACGACGCCAUCUCGGAGACGGUCACGGACCUCGUCCGGGGGACGCUAGCGCCGACGAUCAAGCAGGUGCUCGAGCACGGCAUGAAGCGUCCGUCGUUCCUCGGCGGACCGUGCCACCCGUGGCUGUUCAUCGAGGAAGCGGCAACGCGCGAGGUAGAGAAAGACUUUGAGUCGGUCUACUCGCGGCUAGUGCUGUGUAAAACCUAUCGCCUGGACGAGGAUGGGAAAGUCCUGACGCCCGAGGAGCUGCUCUAUCGCUGCGUACAAUCGGUCAACCAAAGCCACGAUGCGGCCCACGCCCAGAUGGACGUGAAGCUGCGCUCGCUCAUCUGUCUCGGGCUGAACGAACAGGUGCUUCAUCUCUGGCUGGAGACCCUGUGCAGUUGCACGGAGAUCGUGCAGAAGUGGUACCAACCGUGGAGCUUCGUGUUCUCGCCCGGUUGGGUGCAGAUAAAGUGCGAGCUGCGCCUGCUGUCGCAGUUUGCCUUCAACUUGAACCCAAACUGGGAGCUACCGGCGAAGCGAGAAGCGGUCCAAAGCCAACCGCUUAAGGAUGGCGUGCGGGACAUGCUGGUGAAGCACCACCUAUUCUCCUGGGACCUCUAAUCGAAGCCAUCGUGUUAGUAAUCUCUCUCAUUCCCGUUUCCUUUUGUCGUGUGUUCCUUUAUCCUCAAUCAAUGCUUCUUCCGAUGAGAGUGGCAGCUGAGGUAUUAUUUUAAUUUAAUUGCUUUGGUUUUAAUCUAACGGACCAUUAAUGUUUACUACCGGAAAGGAGAUACUAAAGUAACACGUUGUUGGACGGCUUUUGUCGCGAACGGAUGUGCUGCAGCCUCAACCUACUUUAUUUUAUUGUUUUAUUGUAGAGCUUUUAACAAGUGUUAUUUAGUUUAUUCGUGAUUUAUGUUAACAAUCCGUACGCUCCUUUACUAAACGUCGUGUGCACAACAGUAUUACAUUGUAACCUAUCGAACGAACACGUGGAGCUCUUGGAGCUCAACCCAGUCGCACGUCCGUGCAAACCCCGUCGUUCUCCCAAAGGCACUCCCAAGGCAUAUGCGAACGAGAUGAAUGAAAACUUUGUGGCGCGUACUAAGAGAUUCACUACAUUGAGCUUUUUAAGGUAGCGUGCACCGAAGAAAGACUAGACAGGAUAUUGUUAUACAUUUUAUGUUGUUUUUAUAUGAAUUUAUUUUGAUCAUUUUAAUCAAACACUCCUUUUGUUAAAUCA
Anopheles coustani is the source of this 3248-nucleotide messenger RNA. RefSeq names its product small G protein signaling modulator 3 homolog. The coding region runs from base 212 to 2626 and encodes 804 amino acids. Gene Ontology annotation, molecular function: protein binding. Lineage: Eukaryota; Metazoa; Arthropoda; Insecta; Diptera; Culicidae. The transcript has 2 exons. The record is from RefSeq and is a predicted model, not a curated record.